This is a messenger RNA of Thermochaetoides thermophila DSM 1495, 1596 nucleotides long. RefSeq lists its product as uncharacterized. The record is from RefSeq and is a predicted model, not a curated record. Gene Ontology annotation, molecular function: heme binding; monooxygenase activity; iron ion binding. The coding region runs from base 1 to 1596 and encodes 531 amino acids. Lineage: Eukaryota; Fungi; Ascomycota; Sordariomycetes; Sordariales; Chaetomiaceae. The transcript is spliced from 4 exons.
AUGGAGAGAGUCACCCUCAUCCUCCUUUACCUGGCUAUUCCUAGCCUUCUCUUCUCAGCAAUCCAGAAAGUACUUUCCUGGAAAAAUGGCAGCAAGCCCAAGGCCAAGUUUCCAGGGCCCCGGCAGUUCCCGCUCGUUGGCCGCAUCCACGACUUGCCCCGGUUCAGCCUCUGGCUCAAAUUCAAGGAAUGGGCAGAUGAGUUUGGUCCUAUCUAUUACACGAGGGCAGUUGAGAAUGAGUUCAUCAUCGUGACAGAUGAGAAGAUCGCGGAGGAGCUCCUCGUCAAGCGCGGGUACAUCUACUCUGGUCGGCCCCAAAUCCGGUCACUUAUUAAGCACAAGGAAGGGCCAGCGUACUCAGCACUGAUGGACCGUCAUGAUAUUUGGAAGACGCAGAGGAAGUGGGCUCACGCUGCCAUGGCGGAAGCCUACAAACACCAUUUUUAUGGGCACGUCGAAGCUGAGAUGAAGCGCUACCUCGGCCUGCUGCUUCUCGAUCCGGCUCGCUUUCUGGACUAUACGCGCGAAUAUUGCGGACGCGUUAUGUCGCGGCUAGCCUGGGACGACGCGACACAAGGACGUCUGAACGGAGAGUCGGCUGACACUACCCUGCACUGCAUGAGUGUCUCAGGUCCCAUCACGAACACGGUGACUCCCCUGUGGUUCCUGCCAUCAUUCAUUAACCCCUGGUAUAAGUUCGAGGUCAAGCGUGAGCGCGAGCAAAGACAGUGGUGGAUAAACCUGUUCCGGAUAGCGAAGCAGCGUAUGCUUCGCGGUGAUCUCCCAAGCGAUACCUGGGCCUAUCGCUACUUUGAGCAGCUACGACGUGAGGGUAAUGUCACUCUCGAGCAGACUAAAGACCAGGAAGAUUUUGCCAGCUGCAUGAUCGGAUUCCUGAACCUGGUGGGCGUCGUUACCAUCAGCGGCCCGCUUAAGUUCUACCUCAUGGCGAUGGCGUUGCACCCACAUUGGCAAAAGAAAGCUCAGGAAGAGAUCGACCGUGUGUGCGGCGAUCGGAUGCCGACCAUGCAGGAUUACGAGAAGCUGCCGAUCGUGCGAGCCUGUUUGAAGGAGACUGUCCGUUGGCGAUCGGGUGUACCACUCGGUGUUCCACACCAAGCGGAGCGGGACGACGAGUAUCGGGGCGUCAAGAUCAGGAAGGGCACUAUCAUCCUUGCCUGCGAGUGGGCUCUGAACCGUGUCCCAACCAAAUAUCCCGAUGGCGACAACUUCCGGCCCGAGCGUUGGCUUGAGCCUGGUUGGCCAACCUAUCAGGAGCCCCUCACCCGCUAUCCCAACUUCCGCGAGGGCCAGGCCAUGCACACGUUCGGCUUCGGCCGCCGCACGUGUCUGGGCCAGAACAUUGUCGACGAUGAGACCUUCGUGUUUGGUGCCGCUGUGCUUUGGGCCUUCAACCUUGGUCAGAAGGUCUGCCCAUGCACUGGCAGGCCUGUGCCAAUCGACACACAGGCAACCAACAGUCACGUCAUUUUGGAGCCGCUGCCGUAUGAGAUUAGCAUCAAGGUGAGGAGUGAGGAGAGGGCGAGGCAGAUUUUGGACGGUUAUAAGGAGGUGCAGGCGCAGCUGAGGGUUUGA